This is a messenger RNA of Carica papaya (papaya), 1692 nucleotides long. NCBI's taxonomy places the organism in Eukaryota, Viridiplantae, Streptophyta, Magnoliopsida, Brassicales, Caricaceae. The record is from RefSeq and is a predicted model, not a curated record.
AUGGAGAGAUCUGCGGGCGGAGUCAGCAGAAAUGGUGAGCACGGAAAACCCAACAAGAAGUCUAAAGCUAAAGGUGGAUGGAAUGCUGCCAUUUUCAUCAUCUUUGUGGAGACAACUUUGAGAUUUGCUUUCUAUGGGUUGGCCGGUAAUCUCAUCGUCUACCUCACAACUGAACUUGGCCAAGGAGUUGCAGAGGCUGCCAAAAACGUAAAUACAUGGGUCGGCAUCUCGUUUCUCUUCCCGAUUUUCGGAGCUUUGGUUGCUGACUCUUUCAUGGGUCGAUUCAAAACCAUCAUACUGUCCUGCGUUAUAUAUUUAGUUGGGACUAUUUUAUUGACAUUAUCUGUGUCGAUAGUUCCUACCCAUUAUCGAGAACCAGUGUUUUUUACGGGGCUUUACAUCCUAGCAAUCGGUGAAGGAGCGCAUUUGCCAUGCGUACAAACUUUUGCAGCAGACCAAUUCGAUGAAAGUAGCUUAGAGGAGAAGAAAGCUAAGAGCUCUUUUUUUAACUGGUGGUUCUUAGGGAUAGUCUUUGGUGCAUCGGCAGCAAUCUUGAUCGUAAUUUAUGUCGAGGAUCGUGUGGGUUGGACAGCAGGAUUCAGUAUAACAUCAGUUGCGAUAGCUCUUUCAUUAGGAGUUUUUUUGGUUGGAAUAAAUCGAUAUCGAGAGCAAAUUCCGGUAGGCAGCCCAAUUACUAAGAUGGUCCAAGUAUUUGUCGCAGCUGCACGAAAAUGGCGUAUCAAAGAGUCAUAUGGUGUUUACGAUAAAAAUGAAGGAUUCGCAACUCUACUAUCUACAGAUCAAUUCAGGUACUUUCUAUUGAUUAAAUACUAUAGGUAUUUGAACAACGCAACGUUACUCGACGAUGUUGAUAUUACAAGCACUUGCAGACGCAAAUGGCGACUUUGCUCGGUAAACCAGGUCGAAGAAGUAAAGCUCGUGAUACGACUUAUACCAAUUUGGUUGAGUUGCUUGAUGUUCAGCGCUGCCAUGGUUCAAAUCCAUACUUUUUUCACAAAGCAAGCAAGUACAAUGACGAGAUCUAUUGGAGCUCACUUCAUUCUUCCUCCUGCUUUUCUUCAAAGUCUUGUAGGACUUGCUAUCUUUAUCUCAGUUUCAGUUUACGAUCUAGUUUUCGUCCCCUUCGCAAGAAAGAUAACUGGACAUCCAUCAGGCAUAACCGUGCUGCAAAGAAUUGGAGUUGGUUUGUUCUUGUCAAUACUUUGCAUGGUUAUAUCUGCCCUCAUAGAAUCCAAAAGAAUAAGCACAGCUAAAUACUGUAACUUGAUGGACACACCCAAAGUAGCAGUGCCAAUAAGAGUGUGGUGGUUACUUCCUCAGCACGUAAUUAGUGGGAUUGCUGAAAUGUUCACCAUUGUUGGACUGCAAGAAAUUUUCUAUGAUCAAAUGCCAGAAGGAAUGAGAAGCUUUGGGGCAGCAGCUUAUAUGAGUGUGAUUGGAGUUGGAAGCUUCAUUAAUAACAUUAUCAUAUCAAUUGUGCAGACAAUCAGCUCGAAGCAUGGUGAUAAAUGGCUUAUCGAUAACCUUAACCGAGCUCAUCUUGACUAUUUCUAUUGGGUCAUGGCAGGGUUGGGUACGUUGAAUUUAUGUAUUUAUAUAUGGAUUUCGAGAGGCUUUGUCUACAAAAAAGUACAUUUCAAUAGUACAGAGGAUGAGGAGAUGGAGCUUUAA